UCCAACAACGAACGAUCUCAGUCUAGGAACCUCCAAGGUCUUCCCUUUUUGCAGUUUUUAAACGUGGGUCAAUUUUGUAUUUUGCUUUCGGAGUCAUGGGGUCUGAAGAUUCUGAGACGAAUUUGAAGCCUGUUGUGAUUCGAGAAGUUUGGUCCAGUAAUCUGGAGGCGGAGUUCGAGUUGAUGCGUGAAGUGAUUGAUCGUUUCCCUUUUAUCUCCAUGGAUACGGAAUUUCCAGGGCUGGUUUUUAAAUCAACGGGGCCGUAUAAUCGCGAAACACGGCAGUACGAUCACUACAAGAUGCUAAAAUCCAACGUUGACGUGUUGAACCUCAUCCAAGUGGGUCUUACCUUCUCCGAUGCUUCCGGUAAUCUUCCAGAUCUGGGCACGGAGACCCAAUUCAUAUGGGAAUUCAACUUCUCCGACUUUGACGUCGCCCGCGACUCUCACGCCCCCGACGCUAUCGACCUGUUGAGACGACAAGGGAUUGAUUUUGAGAGGAACAGAGAAGAGGGUAUCGACUCGUUCCGGUUCGCUGAGUUGAUGAUGUCAUCGGGCUUGGUGUGCAACGACUCAGUGAGUUGGGUCACGUUCCACAGCGCCUACGAUUUCGGUUACCUGGUGAAAAUCCUAACCCGGCGGGCUUUACCGGAGGAGUUGGAGGGGUUUCUGAGCCUUCUCCGGGUCUUGUUCGGGGACAAUGUUUAUGAUCUGAAGCACAUGAUACGGUUCUGCGAGAGCUUGUACGGUGGGUUGGAUCGAGUCGCCCGGACACUCGACGUGAGUCGAGCGGUUGGGAAGUGCCACCAGGCCGGGUCGGAUUCGCUGUUGACAUGGCACGCGUUUCAAAAGAUGAGAGAUGUUUAUUUUGUAAAGGACGGGCCGGAAAAGCAUGCCGGCGUCUUGUAUGGUUUAGAAGUAUAUUAACGUUUUGUUAAUUGUAAUUCAAUAAUAACAAAAUCCUAUUUAAUUGAUUUGUGAAGAUCAAGUUGUAUAUUGAUUGUUUUAUACUCCUACAAAGUUUCAGGCAAUAUUCCAAGAUUUCACGGUGCUUUUUUUCCCAACAUGUAUCUACCUGUUUCCAAUAGGUUACUUCUAACACAAAAGUUCCAUUAGGAGAAGGGACUACAGAAUGAAGGAAAAGGGAUGGCAAUGGGUCCCAUGGAGGUGGAGACUCCCCCGUCCCCCAUUUUUGCCAAUGAUAAGUACAGGAAUUCUCAUGGGGAUUUUUUACGAAAGGUAAGAAAUAACUUCCAUCCCCAUACUCAUGGGGAAUGAUAAAUCCCUGUGGUUAUU
Rubroshorea leprosula is the source of this 1295-nucleotide messenger RNA. Lineage: Eukaryota; Viridiplantae; Streptophyta; Magnoliopsida; Malvales; Dipterocarpaceae. The record is from the annotation of a GenBank genome assembly.